AUGGGGACAAUUAAAACGGAUAAGGAAACUCCUUUUGGUUCGGAUCAGAUUGAAGAUAAUAUAAAUGAUUUGAAAGAAAAGCUUAGAAAAGAUACUUCGCCCCUCUAUCAACACUUAUAUUCCAAAGUAAAUGUUAUUUCUAUUCAAAGCUUAACCUGGAAGAAUCCUUUGGCCAGUCGAGUUAUUAGGAUCAGUCAGAAGUUACCACCAAAUCUAUCCAUAAAUUCAUUGGACGCCUGCUUCUGUGCGAUAGUUAGAGAUAAGU
This is a messenger RNA of Acaulospora morrowiae, 265 nucleotides long. Lineage: Eukaryota; Fungi; Glomeromycota; Glomeromycetes; Diversisporales; Acaulosporaceae. The record is from the annotation of a GenBank genome assembly.